This is a messenger RNA of Olea europaea var. sylvestris, 1711 nucleotides long. RefSeq names its product G-protein coupled receptor 1-like. Gene Ontology annotation, biological process: adenylate cyclase-activating G protein-coupled receptor signaling pathway; cell surface receptor signaling pathway. Gene Ontology annotation, molecular function: G protein-coupled receptor activity. NCBI's taxonomy places the organism in Eukaryota, Viridiplantae, Streptophyta, Magnoliopsida, Lamiales, Oleaceae. The transcript has 8 exons. The coding region runs from base 330 to 1235 and encodes 301 amino acids. Gene Ontology annotation, cellular component: plasma membrane. The record is from RefSeq and is a predicted model, not a curated record.
AUCUUUGGAUUUAACUCUGAAAACUCUUGUAUUGGUCCUGGCUCUUGAUGCUGUUGCCUGCUCCUGAUUUUUAGUUUUGUUACAGUACAUAUUUCUUGAUCAUCUCUAAUAGAAUCAAACAUUUUCUGCUUGAUAGCAUUUUUACUGUUGUCUUUAUAUGCUGUCAGUGGGCUGUGUUGAUUUCUGAUGUCUUGUCUCCGGGUGUUGUGUUAUUAUGUUUACCUGAUUGUUGACUAUGAAAACCUUCUUUGUCUUACAUCAGUUUUUGUUUAUAUUUUUAUUUUUUUUGAAGUUCAUUAUGAUGUUUUUUUUCUGUUGCAAAUACUCACAUGCCUUCUCAAUUUUUUCUUAUUUGCUGCUCAUUCACCAUGUUCUUGGAAAACAAACUUCUUUGUUCAUCGUUUUGUGCUUUUAAAAUCCAUAUUUUUAAGGUAUUGCUUUAUUUGGUGCAGGACAUGUUUUGCAGUUUCUUCAGCAUCAUUGGGGAUCCAUCUAAAGGAUUCUUUUGCUAUGCUCAGGGUUAUACAACACAUUUUUUCUGUGUUGCUUCUUUCCUAUGGACUACAACAAUUGCUUUUACUCUACACAGAACAGUUGUUAGACAUAAAACUGACGUGGAGGAUCUAGAGCCCAUGUUUCAUUUGUAUGUUUGGGGUACUUCAGUUGUCAUGACAGUUAUACGCUCUAUUGGCAAUGACCAUGGGCAUAUACGUCGUUUAGGCACAUGGUGUUGGGCACAAUCAGGACGUACAGGAAAGGCGGUUCACUUCAUAUCAUUUUAUGCACCGCUCUGGUGGGCAAUUCUUUUCAACGGCAUCACCUAUUUUCAAGUGAUACGCAUGCUAAACAAUGCCACGCGUAUGUUAGCGGGAAUGUCUGAACGAGUGUACCAAUCAGAUGCACGGCCAGAUGCAAAGGCAUUGAAUCGAUGGGGUUACUAUCCCCUUAUUCUUAUUGGAUCUUGGUUUUUUGGUACAAUCAACCGCAUCCAUGACCUAAUUGAACCAGGUCAUAAAAUCUUUUGGCUUUCAGUGCUUGAAGUUGGCAUGGCUGCUCUCAUGGGCCUCUUUAACUCAAUAGCAUAUGGCCUGAACUCUUCAGUGCGAAGGGCAAUUUAUGAAAGGUUGGAUCUGUUACCAGAAAGCUGCCGCAGAUGGUUUCCAAAGAGUUGGAAACCAAGAGGCCAACAGGAGGAGAGUGAACUAGUCUCAUUGAAAAUUCAAGAACAGCGAUAGAGUGCGUGUGAAGAAUUGUGUUUUCUGACCAAAAUUGACAGGAAAAUGAAGAGUGGAACACAUUCGAGUUCGAUAUUCUCCCGUGGUUUUGUUAUCUCUGCACAGGAGACUUCAAUCUUGCUUUGUUUGUAUGAAUUUCAGAUUGAGACAUUCCCUUUGAGCCUAGCCCACAGAAUUCCAAUGCAUUUCAGUUAAUGGACCUGAGAAAGUUAACUCUAGAGGGAGCUGUAGAACAUUAGUAGUGUUCAUAACAGCGGUGUAAAGUGUGUUAAGUUUUGGCUUUGGAUUGUGUCUGAUACGGCUGAGUAUUCUUUCAUUGUUUCAACUCGUGCUUUGUAUCUACUUUAUAUUACUUGUCCUGUAAAACAUUGCUCAAAACUUGCGCAAAAUGAUUUUACUUAGCUUUGUAAGAACCUUGUGAUCCACUGGCACUAACAAUUCUUAGAACACAUGAUUGGUGACAUAUGAUUCGGUCA